This is a messenger RNA of Papaver somniferum (opium poppy), 1089 nucleotides long. RefSeq lists its product as uncharacterized. The transcript has 3 exons. The record is from RefSeq and is a predicted model, not a curated record. The coding region runs from base 1 to 1089 and encodes 362 amino acids. Lineage: Eukaryota; Viridiplantae; Streptophyta; Magnoliopsida; Ranunculales; Papaveraceae. Gene Ontology annotation, molecular function: nucleic acid binding; RNA-DNA hybrid ribonuclease activity.
AUGACUAAGUCACUUCAAGCUAAAUACUACUCAGAUGAUGAUCUAUUUAACUUGGAAAAUAAGUCAAGUUCAACUUGGUCUUGGAGAAGUAUUAGCUCUGAGCUAAUUUUUGUUCUCAAGAACAGCUGUUGGUGUCUGGGAGAUGGCAAGAAGAUACUCAUAUGGAAGCACAGAUGGAUCAAAGAGUUACAUGCUCCUCCUGCUCCUAAACCAGGGAGUUCCACUCAUCUGCAAUACAAGUAUGUACACCAAUUACUUUCUUCAGACUCUACAUCUUGGGAUAUUAUCAUUCUGCGAGAAAUUUUUGAUGACAACAUAGUAAAUCUCAUACUGAGUAUCCCAAUUCAUGCGAGCCAAGAAGACAUGCUAGUUUGGCUACUAGAUAAAAAUGGCUUUUUCUCUAUAAAAUCAGCUUAUCGUAAGAUGUUUGAAGAAGAUCGUGGAUCUGAGUCAGUGGGGAAAGAAUGGAUUAAACACUUUUUGCGGAAGGCUAUUUCUAAUCUUCUCUCUACAAGAGAUGUACUCAGUUUGAAAGUCCCGGGAAUUGCUGAUAUCUGUCCAUAUUGUGAACAAUGGAUUGGUUCAUGGUUUGACGAACUGUAUGUUAAUAAGAUCUCAGUUGGGGAAAUAUGUAAAAGAGCCAUUACAUCUUGGUGCUUAUGGACUGAUAGAUGCGACAAGGUAUUUCAAAACAUCUCAGUUCAACCAGAUAAGUCGAUCAAGAAGUAUAAGAGCUAUAUUGAAGAUCACUCAUUACAGUGGUACAAAACCGUUCCUAGCAAUAACAGUUGUUGUCGUAGAAUUACUAACUGGAUACCUCCUCCUUCUGAUUUUGUUACUAUUAAUUGUGAUGGAUCUUUUUUAAAUUCUUUAGAGGGUAUACAACUAAUCAUUCGAAACUGUGCAGGUUCUCAGCAGGCAGCCAAAUGCAUCCAACUGAAAUGCAUAAGAAGCGCUGACGAGGCUGAAUGUGUGGGACUGUGGGAGGCUGUUAAAUGGGAACAUUCUCUCAAACUAGAGAAGGUGCAUUUUGAACUUGAUGCUAAGACGGUAGUUGAUGCUGCUAUGAAGAAUUCUCCUAUAGACUGA